GAAGAUUCUUUACCCACUGGCUUACGUCAUGUCUACCCCCCUUGCGUGUGCAUAUAUAAGUUGGCGGUCUUGGCAGAUGAACCUUGUCAGUCCGCUUUCUCCGUCAAACCGGCUACUGCUACGUAACCAUUUUCGAAGAUGAAUACGAUGACGGUGUUAAUCGGACUCGUCCUCAUGAUGAGUUUGACAGCUUCGGCCUAUCCGUCUCGCUAUUAUUCCCGUCCGACAAAUAAUUACCGCUACUACCAGCCAGAAAUCGAUCGGAUGCUGGGAUAUUACAAUCCGUAUUAUUACAUGGUGGCUGCUCCGGUGCAAUCCAGAUCGCUGAUGAGCGACGAUUAUUAUUACCAGCAGGAUCCUUACCAAGUGUCCCAGUUGAACGACAUGUUUUCCGACUACAUCCUCGGCCAAUUGUCCAAGAGCAAAGGACAAAACCGGCAGGGAGUUGAGAUGAGAACCAAAGCCAAUUCCAAAAACGGGAUCAGUCGAGCAGGUAAUUCCAUUCCCGGAGCUUUUCUAGUUCCCGCCAAAGUCAACGGAGCCUUCGCCGGACCCCUGGCCGUCGUUCCCGCACAUUACGGAGGUCCCGGUGCGGUGACCAAUAGCGCCGCAACCGGAGCCCAAUACCUUCCCAUUAUCGACGGUCCCAAUUGGCCGUUUCUUGGAAGGCCAAAGGUCAGCUCCUUCGGUGUUGAUUCGCAAUCAUACAGUUCCGGAGGUGGUGCUCAAUACGUUCCGGUUCCGGACGGUCCCAAUUGGCCGUACAUCGGAGUCGCUUCGCCGAUCGCCGAAAGCCGAUCUUCACGUCCAUCAAAGGAUUACGAUCAACAUCUUAUCGUUGAUGAGUCUUAUUUUCCGAUCGAUUAUCCACUCAAUUAUUAUACCGACGAUGAGUACCUGUACGGUAAUUACUGAAUUUGCUUCAACUGAAACCCACAUUUACAGUCCUUCCGGUCCACUUCAAGGCUGCUGUGAAACUUUGCUUGCCACUUAAUAAUAGUAAUUUAACUAUAACUAACGACACUUUUCAUUUCAAGACCGACACGUAUGCGGGCGAUUUUUGCUGGUGGUCCGGUAUACUGCUGUGGUUGGCAACUUUGGAUUUUGUCGGAUUUUGUCAAAUAACAUUCUUCUUUUCCGUUGUUGGGUGUGGUCUCUGUCGGUGGUUAUUUUUAAAAAAGAGACGCAGUGUAGUAUUAUUAUAUUUGUAUAACCAUUUCCGGGAUAAUGCCGUAUGUCAUGAAAUUUUAUUUCGCAAUGAUUAAGUAAGUUAAAUAUUUAUUUCCAUCGAAGAAUUAUUUAUUGGUACACGAAAUAAAAAAAAAUUCGGAAAUAAGAAACACAAGAUUUUUAUUAUUCUGAAUAACUUGGAAUAGUUUGGAGACGAAAUCGGGAUGGCCACUCUCGUCAUCUGAAUGGUUAGCAACAGAACAAAGACAGCCAAAGUGAAUUUUAGCUUUUGAUCGAUGGAUCAAAAUCUACAAGUUGGGGGACACGCCCUAAAAGAAAAACCGGAUUCACUUUCCCUAACGUGUAACUCUUUUCCUGUCUACUCAAAAGCAGAAGGGCAACGUGAAAAUAAAAAUAGAAACAAGAGUAAACUAAAAAAGAACAUUAAGAGCAGGCACAAGGAUGAUUAAAUUUCACGUCAGGGAAAUGACCUUGCCAUACGGGAAGACUCUUCGAGACGAAUCGGCAACUUCAAGAUCAAGGGCGACGCCUUGGACGAACGAAUAUCAUUAAUUGGGUGUGGACCUGAGUCCUCCUUCCUCCCCCCACCCCCCUCCCGUUUCCCUUCGAUGGAGAUAACGGAUGGUAGGGGGAGUUGUGGGAGGAGAAGAAAUCUUGAGAAGCACAAGAAGAAUAGAGAAUGUUCAACACCAUCUAGUCGUUGCGUCCUCAAGGUUAGCAAAGGAAGAAACUCCGACGCCCAUCGACUAUUCGCGUAUAAAAAUGGAUCGUAACUCCCAGUUCAAUCGUCAGUUACCGACAAGUUCUCAAUUCAGUCUCAAGUCGAAAAUGAACCCUUUGAUUUUGGUCACUCUAUUGGUUGCCGCCGCAUCGGCCGCACCGACUAACUUGGUCAACCCGGCCGUCCCGUGUGCCCAUGGAGUCGCUGCCCUGACCUACGCCGUCCCUGAGCCCGUCCAGGUUGCCGUUCAACCCCAAAUCACUUACGACUUCCCCGUUCCAGUAUCUGCUCCAGCUCCUGCCCCAGCCCCAGUAGCUGUUGCGGUACCUGCACCAGUUAAGGUUGAAUACGACUUCCCUGCACCAAUUGCUGCCCCAGCACCAGCCCCAGUUGUUGUUGCUGCUGCUCCAGUAGCUGUUGCCGCUCCAGUCAAAAUUGAAUACGACUUCCCCGCUCCCAUUUCGGCCCCAGCACCAGCCCCAGUCGUCCCGGUGGCUGCUCCCGUUGCCCUGCCGGCACCAGUCAAGAUCGAGUACGACUUCCCUGCACCCAUCUCUGCUCCAGCUCCGGCACCAGUUGUUGUUGCUGCCCCAGCACCAAUCACCUACGCCGCACCUGCACCAGUUAAGGUUGAAUACGACUUCCCCGCUCCUAUCUCCGCCCCGGCUCCAGCCCCAGUUGUCGCUGUUGCUGCUCCCGUUGCUUAUGCCGCACCAGCUCCAGUCGUCCAGGUUGCCGCUCCCGUCAAAGUUGAAUACGAUUUCCCAGCACCCAUCUCUGCUCCUGCUCCCGCUCCCGCUCCCGUACCAGUAGCUGUUGCUGCUCCAGCUCCAAUUACCUACGCUGCCCCGGCCCCAGUUGCCUAUGCCGCACCUGCCCCAGUUCAGAUCGCUGCUGCCCCAGUCCAUGUUGUCCCCCAGGCCUUCGAGACCAGGGUCCACUACGCCGAGACCCCCGUCGUCGUCGGACACACUUCCACCAUCAUGAAGCCCAACUUGGGAGCCGGUGCUCACGUCACCAACUUUGACUUCAUGGGAUUGGCCCAGACCAAAACCGUCGGACAGGAAUCCUUCGUCCAAAAGUCCAAAGUUUUGGCUCCCGCCCGCACCGUCUCCGAAAUCACGCCCCAGGUGACCGUCCAACACCCGACCAAAGUCAACGUUGAAAAGUUCGCCGUUGAGGUGCCCGUCGCCGCUCCUUACGCCCAGCCUGUCCCAGUUCCAGUUGCUCCCCAAUACGAAAUCCACCAGUAUCACGCAGCAGCUGCCGUUCCCGCUGUCCAUUUCCACAAUGGCAUCCCGUGCUCUGAGAAGAAACACUAUUAAAUCAAAUCGACUAGCUCUUAUUCAAGAUUGAUCUUUGAUUAUUCGAAUUUUUCGAUUGUGUUAUGUUAAUACCGAAAUACAUAAAACCUUUUUUUGAUUGUAA
This is a messenger RNA of Daphnia pulex (common water flea), 3340 nucleotides long. Its product is annotated as calphotin-like. The coding region runs from base 1813 to 3237 and encodes 474 amino acids. Lineage: Eukaryota; Metazoa; Arthropoda; Branchiopoda; Diplostraca; Daphniidae. The record is from RefSeq and is a predicted model, not a curated record. The transcript has 3 exons.